Molecule: messenger RNA, 138 nt
Organism: Sclerotinia sclerotiorum 1980 UF-70
Lineage: Eukaryota; Fungi; Ascomycota; Leotiomycetes; Helotiales; Sclerotiniaceae
Exons: 2
Coding region: 1-138 (45 amino acids)
Source: RefSeq, a predicted model, not a curated record
AUGACAAUGGGUCUCAAAGCGACUUCCUGCCCAUGUUUCGUCUACGGCAAAACUCAACAUCGUCUCAGUCGAGAUCCCCAUCUUAUGGGCUAUGAGCGAUUCAAUGCUGACGUAUGCCGUUAUAUGACAUCUGGUUAA